AAUAUAUUCAACCAAUAAAACUCAAAUGUGGAACAGCAUUAGGUGCACCAAGUGUUACAAAUGGUGUUGGUCCUGGAUGGGGAACAGAUUGGCUUAGUCAAUUUUUUAGUAAUUGUACACUUCCUUCUUGUACAUUUGAUUUUCUUCCCAUUCAUUGGUAUGGAAAUUCAGUAUCCGAUUUCAGAGCGUAUGUAAUUAACGUUCAUGCGCUUUUUCCAAAUUAUCCAUUGUGGAUUACUGAAUUUCAAUUUACUGAUGUUUCAAGUACAGUAACAGCCGGUUAUGUAAGAGGAACUUUACAAUGGCUCGAUGCACAACCUUAUGUUGCAAGAUAUUCAAUGUUUGGACCAAUGAAUUCUCCAAAUAUGGCAGGAAUUCCUAACGGUGCAAUGGUUACAGAUGACCUUAGUCAGCUGACCGAAGUUGGCAAAAUUUAUGCUGGCCUCGCAUAA
Adineta steineri is the source of this 452-nucleotide messenger RNA. The record is from the annotation of a GenBank genome assembly. Lineage: Eukaryota; Metazoa; Rotifera; Eurotatoria; Adinetida; Adinetidae.